Molecule: messenger RNA, 1911 nt
Organism: Ylistrum balloti
Lineage: Eukaryota; Metazoa; Mollusca; Bivalvia; Pectinida; Pectinidae
Exons: 8
Coding region: 1-1911 (636 amino acids)
Source: RefSeq, a predicted model, not a curated record
AUGGAGAACUUGAAGAAACACCUGCUGAUGAACUCUGGGAGUCGACCUCUGGGAGCUGGUGAAUCACAGUCGGCAUUCUUCGUUGAGGAUGACGAGAGCGUGUUUGCUGGACAGGUACAAAGUAGUUAUGAGGGAGUAGUUGAGUACCUGGAUGCAUGGAAAAAGUUUGAUGGGGCAGGUACCCAUCUUCUUGACUCCCUCCAAAGUGUUACCAAGGAUACUCGGUGUGAGAGACUGGGACGUGAGACAUGUGGGGCAUUUCAGUCAGUUUACAGCAGUAGUAAUGGCAUUGACCCCAGCGGAAAACUCAGGGAAAUGGAAAAACUCAUGUCGGGUCUGAAGUCAAGACUUGACAAAGGUGAAAAACUAGAGAAAACCCCUACUAACUCUCAGGUGCUGUGUCAAUGUCUGUUGUUGUUUCUCAAAGUCCACUCUGAUUAUCACCACAUGUGUUCUGUUACCUUGACAACAUUGCUCAACAAACUAGUCCAAAUCUAUGACAGUACGGAGAAUAAAGACAUGCUUCAGCAAAUGGCUGCCUUAGAUCUCAUUCCCAAAGUCACCAAAGAUUCCCCUUCACACAGUGGUGUUCCUCCACCAAAGAAAAAUAGUCCCAGUAAUGGAUCUCCAAAACUUAACAAAAAUAACACUUUGAAGACUUCUUUGUUUUCCUUGUUUGAGCGGAAAUCAUCGCCUGAUGAAAGCAAGUGUGCCUUUUAUGUAGAUCUUAACCAGACUGGUGCUAAUAGCCAAUUAGAUCCCUUUGCUAGUGGUCAUGUGUUACCACAAAGCCAAUCAGAAAUCUUGGUGCCGAUAGGGUUGGAUCCAGUCCAUGAAGAUGCAGGGGAGGAGGAAAACUUGAUGCAGAUAGUGGAUGACGAUGUUAUAAGAGAAAAUGUACAGACUAAGUCUGCAGGCCAGACUGUCAGUGUCCAGCUCCCUGGUCCAGUAAACAGUAGCCAUCCUGCCACAGAGGAAGACCUUGACCUUGUCAUUAACCUUCUCUCAGGGAUUGGUGGGUCAUCUGGUCAUAUGGAGCCCAUCCCAGAAAAUCACACUCACCUCAGUGUACCCAUGGUCUUCAGCAGUCGAACUCCAUCACCCAGGGACAUGGAGGAUCUGAGGUUUUCUAAGGUGCCGACACACAGGCGGUCAGAUGGAUGUCUUGACUUUACUGGGAUGGGCAGCCAGGGCCGUAAUACUUGGCCACAUCGUUCUAGUCUUCCUACGAGUUCACUAUCCUCCCAUCAGCAUGGUUUCCCAGACCUAUCUGGUUCAAAUUCUGUGCCGCGACGAUACUCCCACGACAUGUGUCACCGCCCGUCUCAGGGUUACAGCCCAAUGGGAUCAGGACAGAACCUUUCUGGGAGUCUACAGUGGGGAGCCUUUCCAGACACUCGGUAUAACAAUCGGACAUGGCCACUGAAUAAUACUGGCCUCUCAGUUCAUGGGUCUGACAACACUCUUAACAGCAGCUGGUCUGCUAUACAAGACUCAGAUGAUCUCAGCGAUGAUUCAUCGUGUGGGGAACAGUUUUUUGCAGUUGGACUUGACCUUGUGCAUGCCAUUGAUUCAAAGAAUGGAUGCAGCGAUGACGAGGGUCAGAAGACAGGUAUGAAAUCACCAAACCAUGACCGCCCGCCUCUGUGUGACGAACGCCCACAUAGUGCUGAGGAUGUCCUGCAUGAAAAACAGAUUCAUGGUCUGUGGCCAGCCAAUCCGAACUGGAACCAGCCUGGACAAGUUGUAACCAAUGAGGAGGCUACUGAAGGGUCAUAUGACCAGCCUGUCAACCAAUCACAUCGCCCUGUGUCUAUGCAGUGGAGUGACCCUCUGGCUAACAGAAGUGUGUGGCCAGUUUCUGGUGUUGGCAACUCACACAGCCUGCAGGGGUUUGGUCAACAACAAUGA